Molecule: messenger RNA, 1770 nt
Organism: Ricinus communis (castor bean)
Lineage: Eukaryota; Viridiplantae; Streptophyta; Magnoliopsida; Malpighiales; Euphorbiaceae
Product: glycylpeptide N-tetradecanoyltransferase 1-like
Exons: 2
Coding region: 190-1494 (434 amino acids)
Biological process (GO): N-terminal peptidyl-glycine N-myristoylation
Cellular component (GO): cytoplasm
Molecular function (GO): glycylpeptide N-tetradecanoyltransferase activity
Source: RefSeq, a predicted model, not a curated record
CAUCGUCCUUGCUCAUCCUCAUUUCACAAAAGUUACUUCCUUUGUUCGAUCUGUACAAAGUCUCUCUCUUUUAAGACAGAUUUCUCUCUCCCUCGAAUUCAAACCCUAGAUCUUCGAAAAUAUAUCAUUUUGAAGCUUUGUUUUCACUUUACAAAGAAAUCCCAGAUUACCUUUUCAGAAGUUCUGGAAAUGGCUGAUAGCAAUGCUUCUUCUGGUUCACCUGAAGAAACUCCCAACCCAAAUUCUGAUGGAAAUGCAGCCUCAGAGAGUGACCUUGCACUCGAUACAUUAGCCAGAAAAAUUCACGAAUCUCUUUCUCUUGGAAAGAGGCAUAAAUUUUGGGAAACUCAACCGGUUGGGCAAUUCAAAGAUGCUGGGGACACCAGUUUGAUUGAAGGUCCAAUUGAACCUCCAACGCCUCUAUUGGAGGUCAAACAAGAACCAUACAACCUUCCCAACCUCUAUGAAUGGGUCACCUGUGAUAUUGACUCUGAAGAGACAUGCACCGAGGUUUACAAUCUUUUGACUAAUAACUAUGUUGAGGAUGAUGAAAAUAUGUUCAGAUUUAACUACUCGAAGGAGUUUCUCCGCUGGGCUCUUCAGCCACCUAGUUAUUUGAAGAGCUGGCAUAUUGGUGUCCGUGUAAAAAGUUCAAAGAAGUUAGUGGCUUUUAUAACUGGUGUUCCUGCCAGAAUGCGGGUUCGUGAUGAAAUUGUUAAAAUGGCAGAAAUUAAUUUCUUGUGUGUUCAUAAGAAGCUAAGAUCAAAAAGACUUGCUCCUGUCAUGAUUAAGGAGGUGACAAGGAGAGUUCACUUGGAAAACGUCUGGCAAGCUGCUUAUACUGCUGGAGUGGUUCUUCCAACACCAGUAGCAACUUGCCAAUAUUGGCAUAGAUCUUUGAAUCCUAAGAAGCUGAUUGAUGUAGGUUUUUCUAGACUUGGUGCAAGGAUGACAAUGAGCCGGACAAUCAAGCUUUAUAAGUUACCUGAGUCGACUGCUACCUCAGGGUUUAGAAAGAUGGAGCUCCAUGAUGUUCCUGCUGUUACUAGGCUAAUUAGGAACUAUCUCAGUCAGUUUAUUGUUGCACCUGAUUUUGAUGAAAAUGAUGUGGAGCACUGGCUUCUGCCAAAAGAAGAUGUGGUGGACAGUUUUGUGGUUGAAAGUCCUGAGACUCGUGACAUCACUGAUUUCUGCAGCUUUUAUACGCUUCCUUCAUCCAUCCUGGGUAAUCAGAAUUAUUCAAGUCUGAAGGCAGCUUACUCUUAUUACAAUAUUUCUACUAAGACUCCUUUGCUUCAGCUAAUGAAUGAUGCUCUAAUUGUUGCAAAACGCAAAGACUUUGAUGUCUUCAAUGCUCUGGAUGUCAUGCACAAUGAGUCUUUCUUGAGGGAGCUGAAAUUUGGGCCUGGGGAUGGGAAACUUCACUAUUAUCUUUACAAUUACCGGAUUAGACAAACAUUGAAGCCUGCAGAACUUGGGCUUGUGCUGUUAUAGUCUGGACGCUGAAAUUUAUAUUGCUUCUUGGACUAAUGAGAGGUUUCUCUUUUACAUUUUUAUUUUGUAGUAAACCUUGCUUAUCAUUUUGGUUGUAAGUUUGCAUCAACUACAACAGUCUGAGCCUAGAAUGUGGAUCUCAUUCUGCUGGUUGAACAAACAAAUUUUGUCAGUUUUCAAUGUUGUGAAUUUCUUAGGCAUUUAUGGAUUAUUGGCUCUUGUUACAAACUUGUCAAGACUCGGUCUGAAUAUUUGAAACCAUCCUUGUUUAAGGUA